AUGUUUGCGCUGCUGGGGCUCGAUGUCAACACUACCCAUGUCCGAGAGCUGGGGGAGGUUUAUCUUAAUGAGUUCAUUAAGAUCGUGGACAGCCAUGUGCAGGUUACUGCUCCUCUCGUAAGCAAAGUUCCCGAGGUAGUGGAGACUGCAGCACAAGAAGGAAACCCACCAGUCCAGCAGAUUCCAGAUCCCAGCGUCGAGGAGGUCGAGAGGACGCUGCAAAGUGAAAAGGCCAUGGAGAUUGAGUGGAAGCUGCUGGACACGUAUCGUCGAGGACGUGUGAGUAUGCAGGAGCUGAGACUUUUCCUCGCAAAUUGCCAUUCAACACUUUCGAUUGAUGACGCGGUGUAG
This is a messenger RNA of Phytophthora infestans T30-4, 351 nucleotides long. RefSeq lists its product as uncharacterized. Lineage: Eukaryota; Oomycota; Peronosporomycetes; Peronosporales; Peronosporaceae. The coding region runs from base 1 to 351 and encodes 116 amino acids. The transcript is spliced from 3 exons. The record is from RefSeq and is a predicted model, not a curated record.